AUGUCGCUCAGGCGCUCAGCGAGGCUAGGAUCCAUACCAGCAAUCAAGGCACCGCCGACAACAUCGAGUAAAGCUAGAGUUCAACACAGCGCAGUGACGAAACCUCGCAAAGCAGUGAAACCUAAGAAACCACAGUCAAAACCAGAAGCAUCGUACUGGUCUCCGGAACCAGCCAAAGCAGAUCAAGACACAGAUCAAAAGCCCUUGCUCACUAACCCUCAGCUCAGACCAUCGACGCCUCCUCCCCUCGACCGUCCCGUGGAUCCCCACCGAACAAACGCAACCCUUUUGACCCCUCACGGAUCAACGGUGAACGCCUACCCGGCCCAUGUGGAAGAUGCCUCGCCCAGCAAGACAGGUCUUCCACGGCCCCACGCUACAACGGGCACGCUGCUUGAGCAAGCAACGGCGCACUUGAUCGCAACAGACCCUCGCUUGGCGACUGUGAUAUCACAGCACCCAUGUCCGCUUUUCUCGCCUGCCGGUCUGGCGGAGGAAAUUGACCCCUUCAACAGUCUGACCAGCAGUAUCAUUGGACAGCAAGUCUCCGGUGCCGCAGCAAAGUCUAUCCGCAACAAGUUCCUUACAUUGUUUGAUUUACCGGAUGGUGUUGCGCCAGAUGGACAUCGUCAUGACAAGUUUCCAACUCCUGAUCAAGUUGCGAAGUGCGAUAUUCCAACAUUGCGCACGGCGGGUCUAUCGCAACGCAAAGCAGAGUAUAUUCAGGGUCUUGCAGAGAAAUUCGCGAACGGAGAGCUGGGGGCGAGGAUGUUGGCCAGAGCAACUGAUGAAGAGCUCGUUGAAAAGCUGAUCGCUGUAAGGGGCUUGGGGAAGUGGUCUGUGGAGAUGUUCGCUAUGUUCGCACUAAAACGCACCGACGUAUUUUCUACGGGUGAUUUGGGUGUACAGCGAGGUUGCGCGGCCUUUGUUGGCCGUGAUGUGAGCAAACUCAAGGGUAAAGGAGGUGGUAAGUUCAAAUACAUGGCCGAGAAGGACAUGGUGGAGCUUGCUGCCAAGUUCUCGCCGUAUCGGAGUUUAUUCAUGUGGUACAUGUGGAGGAUUGAGAACGUCGAUGUGGCUGUUCUCGGUGGAUAA
Messenger RNA from Penicillium brevicompactum, 1095 nucleotides. It is a transcript of the gene alkA, whose product is annotated as DNA-3-methyladenine glycosylase II. The transcript has 3 exons. Gene Ontology annotation, molecular function: alkylated DNA binding; DNA-3-methyladenine glycosylase activity; DNA-7-methylguanine glycosylase activity. Gene Ontology annotation, cellular component: nucleus; protein-DNA complex. The record is from RefSeq and is a predicted model, not a curated record. Lineage: Eukaryota; Fungi; Ascomycota; Eurotiomycetes; Eurotiales; Aspergillaceae. Bases 1 to 1095 code for a protein of 364 amino acids. Gene Ontology annotation, biological process: base-excision repair; DNA alkylation repair; base-excision repair, AP site formation.